CCUGUGACAAGAAGCCGGAAACUGUUAGCUCGAUCAGAGUGAUGAUGAGACGAGAGGGAUAAGAUGCUUGAUUGCUGUCGUUAUUUUUAAUAAUGGACGAAUUGACAGCCUCAGAAAAAUUGUUCCAGAUAUGGAUGAGGUUUUCUACUAAGAACGAUGUGGUCAUUUUAAAGGAAUUUAUCGAUACAUUUGUGGACACUUACCAAAAUUUGAUUGACUUGGAGUUUGAACAUCUCAUAGAAGGAUUUUCGGAGGCUGGUCCUCAUUUUACCAAACUCCCAGAUGGACUGCUACAGAUGUUAUCUCAUCACUUGUCUCAGUGUCUGGAAAAAGUCCAGACAGAGAUGGAACCGGAGACUGUUCAUUUCGCUGAAUCAAUCAUCAAAUGUUUGAUUAUCAUAUCAAGGAACUAUGAUAAUGUACCACUGUUAGGUUCUUGUCAAUUCGUAAAAUAUCUGGUUUCCAUAGGAACCUUUCUGACAGAAAACCUGACCCAAAAUACUCUCCAAGAAAUCCAGAUCAAGGACUUUCUAAAACUGACCGUCCAUUUUUUCGAAUGCCUGUAUGACCCAUACUUUGUGUGGAGAAAAAGAUUAAAAGGCUGGGUGGUUGACAAGAGUCGAAUGACAUAUAGACCUGCUGAGCUUCAUGUAGAGGUGGUCCCAUUCCUGUUUGACAGCUGUAACAAGCCCUGUUUAUCUGUGUCACUGAAAAUCAGGUUUCUUCAUCUGUUUGGGGCAUUGAUGUGUGGAACUCAGAGCAAUGCACUGAAGGUCAUUACCCCUGCCACUUUGGAUAUCCUGCUGAAGAUGCUGUCCUCCAGUGAGCUAUCUGGACCAGCCAAUGAGCUGCGUCAGGAUCUUCUGGAACUAAAGGACCUCGCUCUGAAGAGUAUCAUCUGUAUGGUUCACAUGAUCCACGGAUCCAGUCCAGACCAGAGACAGGUAGAGGUUUCACAGGUGAUGGAAGGAUACAUGGAUGUUCUGACAACAGCUGACAUCCAAUCUGAGGAUGGCUUCAAUCAGCAAAUGCAGCUUAGCAUGAUCCAUGCUGUGAAUGAGAUGCUCACCUGUCAGGAUCGAAGUGCUCUCCAGGUGACAUUAGUGAGCGGCGGCACAUUCGACUCACUAGUAGCACUGUUGCAGAAAACCUCUUUGACAGGAUCAGAAGCCCAAAGCCUAGCCAUGUCUGUGUUACAAGUCAUCUGUUCAGUCCUUACUGGCUCCAUCAAUGCCAAAGAAAGGUUUGCCCUAAGAGUUGGUUAUGGGAAGUUUGUUGAAGCUUUGAAAAGUUUAGGACAGCCAUCCAUGGCUUUGCUGAAAGGGGUUCUUAAUUUGGUUGUUGAAGAAGAAUUCUGUGAGGACAAGAAUCACAUGAUCAGAAAUGUCCAAUCAGCUCUCAUGUUACUCUGCUGGCUGCCAGACAUUCAGUCCAAGGAACUGCAGAUUUGGUUGGCUGAGCAUCUUUGUACUUUGAGCUCUCAGAAACAAAACAAAAUGAAUUGCUGUAAUGAGGGGAUGAUUUCUGCCAUAAUCAAAGUCUUGGGUAGACAGAAACAGAUUGACCCUAAAGCUGUGGCAUUACUAAUAAACCUUUUGGAGACUUUAGGAACUCAUUCAAUAACAGCAAUAGAGUUAAAACAACUGAUGGGGCAUUUAAAACUGGAUGAAGAGGAAAACCAGAAUCCCAAUUUUUCGAGGUUGAUGAGGGCAUUAUGUACAAUGGCCAGACGGGAAGGGAAAGAAGGAGCCCAUUAUUUUCUGACUCUGGUGGAGGAAAAUGAGAUGGUUUCUAUGCCAGGGAUCAGGAAGUGGCCUGGAGGGGCUUUUGCCUUCCACUCCUGGAUUUGUCUUGGUUCUCGAUCCACUCCUGCAGGAUCAAUAGAGCAAGUUUUCAGAAGACAGUUAUAUAGUUUUGUAACAAAUUCGGGCUGUGGAUUUGAGGCGUUCAUCACCAUGGACUUUGACCUCGUGGUGUCUGUGUUUAACAGGAAGGAGCACUGUUCAGUGGAGAUCUCCGACACAAACCUGGGGGAUGAGCACUGGCACUCCAUUGACAUAGUCCACAGUAGCUCCAGGCGACCAUUUGUCAACAGCCACCUCUAUAUUUACAUCGAUGGAAAUCUGAAGCUAGAUUCCCAGCUCAAAUUUCCCAAUGUCUCAGAUCCCCUGACAGACUGUAGGAUAGGGAGUCCAUGUAACAAGGCUGUGGUGAAGGCCCUGAUAGACCAGAACCUAUCCAACAAUACAGAGACCAUCAAACAGUCCCCCCUCAGACGUUUGUUCCAGAGAAAGAAGGACUCCUCGGACCCAGAAAUCACCACCAUCCCCAUAGGUACCCACGAGGAUGUUUGGGGGGUGCCUGUCUGUCUCCGGGGCUUACUGGCCUCUGUGUUAGUGCUCCAUGACACCAUCAGUCCCUCCCAGGUCAAGGCCCUGUACACAGCAGGACCAAAUCAUCCAAUAUUCUUUUCUGAGGAGGAAUUUCCAGACUUUGCAGACCUCCCAAGUAAAGCAGUGGUUUAUUACAAUGCUAAGGCUAGUAAAGAUGGUCAGUUAAUUGACUUGUCUCCAAACCAGAACCACGGGCAUUUCAUUGGCCAAAGAUGUGUUACAUGGGAUAUCAAGGAUGUGAUCAAUGGUAUAGGAGGCAUACAGGUCCUGUUUCCUCUGCUGGAACAAGUCAACAAGGGCCCCCUCCCUGACACAGACAGCCUGCCCCUGCCACUUGACCUUGGGGCCGGCAUGGACCCUGUGCAGGAACCGGACGACUGGGUGGUGGUUCCCAGCAGCUCUUACUCAGAUUCAAAGUUGGAGCAAAAUCAAGUGUCUGGAUUCCUGACAUUACUGCGACACAUGAUCCACUCCCAGGGAACCAAUCAGGAAACAAUGAUAAGAACAGGGGGCGUGGCCACCAUUGGAGCUCUGUUGCAGAAAGUGAAUCCGCGGUUGAUAGAUGUGAACGUGUUGAUGUCAGUUCAGUUACUGGUUGAGACUACAGCCAGUGUUAACCAGACUUUACUGAACCUGUUUUACCAGUACCUGCUGUUCGACUUCAGAAUCUGGAGCAACAGUGAAUUUCCUGUUAGAAUUGGUCACAUUCAGUAUCUGUCCACCAUUAUAAAGGAUGACAAGAAAUUCUUCAGGAAGAGAUUUGGAGUUCAGUUUGUUUUGGAUACAGUGAGAGUGUUCUAUAGUCCGACAUCCUCACCAGCCAAGGGCCUGUCGCCUGAGGACAUGAAGACCAUUCGUGUCUCCCUCAUGAGUCUAAUCAAGUACUACAUAUCUCGAGACAUUACCUACAACGAGCUUGAUGCCAUUCUGAAGUUUCUGUUUGCUGUUAAGGAUCAAGAUAUGGUGUGUGAGAUGAUUGAUGUUCUGAUCAGUUUGUUGGAGGGGAAGUAUAAGAAUGACCAGCUCUAUCUCCUGAUGUUUGAGGCAGAGAUGGGCGAGUUGUUGUAUGGUCUUCUGGUGCAUCCUGGGAAAUCUGUUGUGUAUUAUGAAAAGAUAAUCAAGGUGCUAUAUUUGUUGUUAACCUCAGACAAGGUGUAUGAAAAGAGUAAAUUCCCCUUACGACUGACCGAAAUAGGACAUCUUGGUUUGGUGGAGAUGAUGAAAAACUGUGAUAUUUCUGGACCCAUGUUCAAACGCUUCUUGGAACAAGUUUCUGUACAAGAUACACCCCAGAGCUAUAACUCAAUCCUUGCUCUGCUACAACUAAUCCACUAUUCAGGGUCAGAUAUCAAACUGGAGGCAAGCAGACAGCUGCUGUCUAUUUUGGUCAACAGACCUGGGGCUGCCAAGCAGUUUGUGAAACAGCUUGGUUGGCAAGAAGCAAUAACUAAGCUGUUCAUCUUCAGGAAAACAGAGGAUGUCCAGCAAUCUGACUCUUUUGCAUCUGAAGAUAAAAAUGUUGAGUUUUCUCUGAAUAAUACUAUUGAAGAGGAGAAAACUGAAGAGUGUGAUUCCGCAACUCAGCUCAGUGAACCGUGCAAUAAAACUGUUAGUGCUCCAAACAGUCUUUCAAUAUCCAGCUGUGAUAAUGGAAAACAAGUGUCUCCUCCCAGAGAGCCAAUCACGCCUCUCUACCUGUCAAGGACAUUUGAUGAUAUUAAUAGCUCAGAGGAUGAAAAGUCAAGGUCGGUCAGCAGGAGCUCUAGUACUAGUGUGGAGGAUUUGACAGCCGUAGGUCAAAGGUCAUCCUCCAUUACAGCCUCUACAUCCUCGUUCUCAAUCAGUGAUAGUGCAAUAGAUUUAAACGUUUCUGUGACCUCAUCCAGAGAGAAGCGCGUAAGCUCGGGUUUUACUCAGGCCGAUACAAUCCAGAAAGCUUUAGAUAACCUUGGGAUUCAGAAAAUCUGUGUCAAGGACAGUGGUGAGAGGACAGAGGAACUGUGUCAGAAUCUGCUCCUCAUUCUCCUCACCAUCAUGUGGAAGGGAGUGGAGGGCUCGGAUGAUUCUGCCUGGAAGGAGAGAGGUAUUGUUAUAUCAUGGGUGGACUCUCUCUGUGAGGAUCAUGAACUGAUCAGGUCGUCUUGGGAAAUCAAGAGACGCCUCCUAGAAAUGAUGAUCCACUCCUGUACUUCUGACUUGAAAGAAGCAGAUGAAGAGAAACUAUUACGAUCCUCUGAGCUGGAUUCGUCCAAUCAAAUGCAACAGAUACUGAGCUCAACUCUCAAAAGUGCCUCCCAAAUUAUCGACAGCAUGAAGCUGUUUAAAUUCUUCACACAUCAUUUUGGUGAGGGGUUUUCAAAUAAUCAUGAAAUUAAUGAUUUUCGUACAUUUACUCCUCAAGAUACAGCGACUCCCUCAGAGAAUGCAAUACAGCUUGUUAAACUGGUCCACUGUUUUAUGUCCCAAGAUGCCAAACAAGACAAGGAAAAGUUCAGCGAGAGGUUGAUAGAGGAUUUGAUGGCUCUGCUAGACAACCUAUCAGUGUGGGAUGUAGAGUCAGAUGGAGGGUGGAAGGAGAUGGCCCGCCUAGGACUCUGUUUACUCAUACAGUAUGCUAGUCAGCCUGACCUAGAGUUGUGUGCUGUGGCAACAGCCAAGCUCCACACCCUGGUUCAGACCAAGUUGAUCUCCAGUUCUGCUGAAGCCUCGUUCCUCAUUGGAAACCUCAACCUCAUGGUGCUCAAGGCAGUUAGAGAGUCCUCUGACACCUACUCGUUCCUGAUCCCCGUGAUGAAGGCCCUCCUGGACAAGGCCAGAAGUCUCCUUAACCUUGACCUUCUUCUGCCAGAUCUCCCCCCGACCAGUAAUAGCCCUGUCUUCUUCGAUGACUUCAAAUCUUACUGUCUGUCAGAGCAGUGGAAAAAGUUUAUAGAGAGCUAUGUGAAGCCUCAGAUGCUCCACUUUGACGAGAGUACGUUUGGCGACCUGGAGUCCAACAUCAGGGAUUUCUGGGGUCAGUGCAAAGAGGCCAUGAUGGUUGGCAUGCACAUGAAGAACAGAGAGAAGGGCGAGUCUAAACUGAAGUUUCAGAACAAAAUCUUGGAUCCUUUCCACAACAAAGAAUCAUCAGAGCAGAAGAGAUUCCACAAUGUGACUGUCCAACUGAAGAAUCAGCAUCAGUCCACACUGAGGCAGUGGAGGGCCACAAAGCGAUUCUUCACUGGAGAGAGGGGUGCCUGGUCUGAACAUUCUACAUCCACCAUACAUUGGAAGUUGUCUAAUCAGGAGAAUUUUAAAAGAAUGAAGGUGAAGAUGAUCCCUAAUAUAAACUUUGACCCUCAUAGAGAGGCCAGCUACCAAAGAGAUAAUCUAGGGGCUAGUGAGGCAGACAUAGCGGAGGAGAUAAAGAAGAUGAAGCUAGCCCGGGAGGCCCUGGUGUCUAAAGACCAGAUUGAUGAGGACUCUAUAGGGGAAGAGGACUGGAGUGACAUCAGCACAGAUCUCAGAAACAAUGAACCCCAAGGAAAAGAGAAACUGGUGCUCUCAGAGGACUGUGAAUUGGUGACCUUGGUGGAUGUAAUCAAAGGUCGCCUAGAGGUUACGACCUUGAAUAUUUAUUUCUUUGACUGCAGUUCUAACAGAGAAGAGGGGGGAGAGGAUUUCAAGUGGUCGCUGUCUCUGCUUCGAGAAAUCCAUUUCCGUCGAUACAAUCUCAAGAGGAGUGCUAUUGAGUUGUUUAUGAUUGACCAAACCAACUUCUUCCUCAACUUUGAACCAAAGAAAAGAAACAAGGUUUACAGUAAAAUUCUGAGUCUGAAGCCACCAAACCUGAUCUAUACAGUGUCAAGGUCACCAGCCGAGAUGCUGAGGGCGUCAGGACUCACCAAGAAAUGGAUACAGAGAGAGAUUUCUAAUUUUGAGUACCUGAUAGAAUUAAACACGAUAGCUGGGCGGACCUACAAUGAUCUCAGCCAAUAUCCAGUGUUUCCAUGGAUUUUAUCAGACUACACCUCAGACACUCUAGAUUUGGAGAAUCCCAACGUAUAUAGAAAUCUCAGUAAACCAAUCGGAGCAAACAACCCCAAAAAUGAGAGAGAGGUCAAAGAAAAGUAUGAUGGUUUUGAGGACCCGUCAGGUGUGAUAGAGAAGUUUCACUAUGGCACCCACUACUCCAAUGCCCCAGGGGUCAUGCAUUAUAUGAUCAGGAUGGAGCCGUUCACCACGCUACACAUACAGCUACAGAGCAACAGAUUUGAUGUAGCUGACCGCCAGUUCCACUCUAUUCCUGCAACAUGGCAGUCCCUAAUGGACAAUCCAAAUGAUGUCAAAGAACUAAUCCCAGAAUUCUUCUACCUCUCCGAGUUCCUUGUCAAUGCAAACGACUUUGACCUUGGGAAGCUACAGGCCUGUAAGGAGCGCGUCAAUCAUGUGGUCCUCCCCCGCUGGGCCAAGUCGCCGGAGGACUUCAUCCAUAAACACAGGAAAGCCCUCGAGUCCGAGUACGUGUCAGAAAAUAUACACAACUGGAUCGACCUGAUCUUCGGAUACAAACAGAAAGGCCCUGCUGCUGUGGAGGCCCUCAAUGUUUUCUAUUACUGUACCUAUGAAGGAGCGGUGGAUCUGGAUGCAGUGAAGGAUGAGAAAGAGAGGAAGGCCAUUGAGGGGAUGAUCAACAACUUUGGGCAGACCCCCUGUCAGCUUCUGAAGGAACCCCACCCCAAAAGGAUGACGAUGGAUGAGGUGGUAGCCAGGGCCGUCAAGGCUGACCGCCCCCUCAGUGUGUUCGAUUUUCUCCAUCAGCUCAAGGUCUUCUUUGUGGAGGUUUCCCAGGAGACAGAUCCUUUAGUGUACAUUUCGGUCCCUAGAAGUCAGGCCAGAUCUAUUAUACAGCAUGGAAUGGCUGAUACUAUGGUGACAAUCUCAGAGGGAGGGAUCAUUGGACUCCACGGCUGGCUUCCCUAUGAUAAGUCAAUCUCCAACUACUUCACUUUCGAAAAAGAUCCAGCUUUAAGUAACCCGAAAAGUAAGAGAAGGAUGCCCUGUCCAUUCUCCCCGAGCCUGAAGGUCGAUUCAAAGUUAUUCACAGUAUCCCAUGAUGCCAAGCUGCUGUUCAGUGUAGGUCACUGGGAUAACAGUCUACAGGUGUAUCACCUGGGAAAGGGCAAAAAGGUCAACCACGUCAUACAACACACAGCUGUGGUGACAUGCCUGGCCCUGGAUCACUGUGGUCGACAGCUGAUCACUGGUUCCGCGGACACUUCCUGUAUCGUGUGGGAGGUUAUCAUGCAGGGAGGAAUUAGUAGCAGUGUGAACAAUAGGAGACUCCAGACCUUGUACGGACAUGACGCAGAAAUAACUGCAGUCCAGAUUUCUGUAGAACUGGACACUGCAGUGUCGGCCUCCAAGGAUGGCACUGUGAUUAUACACACAGUUCGUAGGGGACUCUAUAUGAGGACCCUACGACCACCGUGCACCAUGGGAUACACCCUAAAUAUUCCUCAUAUGGUAAUGGAUGACAUGGGUCGAAUUGUUCUAUAUUGUCAUGAGACACUGCCAAUAGAACCUAAGGAGAGAUUUUCCCUCCAUCUUUAUUCGAUCAACGGACAACACUUAUGCACAGAGAGGGUGAACCAUGGACUGGGUCAUGUGAUCAAUGUUGGCGAUCACCUGGUGACAGGGGACAGUCAGGGACAGCUCUGUAUCUGGGAAACGUUUGGAUUGCGACAGCUGACGGUCCUUCCUCUACACGUGCCGGUCCACUCCCUCGCCAUCACUACCAGCAACAGCCACAUCUUCGCUGGUCUCCGAGACGGGAAGCUGAUCAUCAUAGGUGUGAAAAAUCGCUCCGAAAUACGAUGAAGGAGAUGCCAUCCAUGGGGUUUAAAACUGAACAGAUCUUUUAUAAAAAGAAGUCAUGAAAAAAAAACAAUCUGGAUGCCUUAACUAUGUUUGUACAUGUACACAUGUAAUGAUAAAGCAUUUACUUUCACCUCCAAGGUGACUGAUUUGAUAUUUAAAACAAACAAUGUUUAUUCUUUGUUGUAUUCUUUGUUGUAUUUGGAUUUCACUACAACAUUAUUAUCUUUAUGCCAAUUAUAACGCUGGGGGUACACACGGUUUAUGUCAAUUUUUAAUAAUUGCUUUUUUGAUGGGAGACUUUUUGGUAUAUUUUUUUUCCAACAACACAAACAAAUUGAGAUUUUUAUCUGUUGUACUCAAUUGAAUGUGAUAUGUUUGCCAAAUUGGAAGAUUCAAAGGUGAUUUAUCUGUUAGUGACCAUUUUCUUAUCAUGCACAACAUAUAUUUAUAUUCAAGAUAAUGACAGUUUAAUCGGACAACAAUGAAUUGUUGUGACAUAUCUGUAUUGAUAUACUCUAAUUAUUAUAUUUAUUUUAUUUAUUAAUUGUAUUUUGAUGUUGUUGUUAUAUAUAUACACAAUGCCUUGUCUCCUCAGAUUUUUUAAAAUAUUUUAUAUUCACUGUUAUUGGUAGCAGUAUUUUACAGCCUUUAAAUGUGGUUGGUGCUAGGAAUUCCAAACUCAGCCAAACACUUUAAGCAUUUGAAUUAUAACAGUUUAUGAAAAAGUGAUUUGAAAUUUUAUCUAUUUUUGUUUGACAGUGUUUAACUCAGACAAUGUUGAGAUGUGGUACAACUUUAAAUGCAAUAAAGAUUUUUCCCUGAUA
Messenger RNA from Magallana angulata, 9076 nucleotides. RefSeq names its product neurobeachin-like protein 1. Gene Ontology annotation, cellular component: cytosol; membrane. NCBI's taxonomy places the organism in Eukaryota, Metazoa, Mollusca, Bivalvia, Ostreida, Ostreidae. The record is from RefSeq and is a predicted model, not a curated record. Bases 93 to 8252 code for a protein of 2719 amino acids. Gene Ontology annotation, biological process: intracellular protein localization. Gene Ontology annotation, molecular function: protein kinase binding. The transcript has 59 exons.